ACAUUAAAAUCUUAUCUAAGAGCGGCAGCUCAUCAAUCCCUUAUUCACUUUGUCUGUUGUCUCUGGCUAGUUAGCUAGUUACUAAUAAUUUUCAGAGCUGAGAGAGGCGGGAGAGAAGAGAAAUGGAAGAGCCACUGCUCGCGACAGCAAAUAAUGGUCUUAAAAGCCGAGUACCAAGAAGAUGGGAGGUGAUAGCAAAAGAGGCGAAGAAGGUGAGUUACAUAGCAUUGCCUAUGGUGGUCACUACUGUUUCCCAGUACAUGGUGAGGGUCAUUUCCAUGAUGAUGAUUGGCCACCUUGGUGAGCUCUCUCUUUCGGGUGCUGCCAUUGCCACUUCUCUCACAAAUGUCACAGGCUUUAGUCUUCUGUUUGGGAUGGCGAGUGCACUAGAAACUCUGUGCGGUCAAGCUUAUGGAGCAGGACAAUACCAUAUGCUAGGAACCUAUACUUAUGGAGCCAUUAUUUCUCUCCUUCUAGUCUGCAUACCAAUAUCUAUUCUAUGGAUCUUCACAGAAGAACUUCUUAUAAUGAUCGGUCAAGACCCUUUAAUCUCACACGAAGCUGGCAUUUACACAAUUUGGCUUAUUCCCACACUAUUUCCAUACGCAAUUCUUCAACUGUUGGUUCGCUUCUUGCUGGCACAGAGUUUGUUAUAUCCAAUGCUGUUAAGUUCUGUUGCAGCUCUAGUUUUUCACAUACCUCUAUCUUGGGUGUUAAUAUUCAAGCUGAAAUUUGGAAGUGGAGGGGCCGCAUUAGGCAUUGGUUUGUCAUACUGCCUUAAUGUAAUCUUGCUAGGAGUUUAUGUUAAGUACUCUUCAUCAUGUGCAAAGACCAGGAUAACCUUCUCAAGGGAUGUCUUUCCAAGCAUCAGGGAAUUUUUCCGAUUUGGCAUUCCUUCUGUCGUCAUGAUAUGUCUUGAGUGGUGGUCAUAUGAGAUUGCAAUUUUGUUAUCUGGGCUUUUGCCAAAUCCUCAACUAGAGACUUCAGUUCUGUCAAUAUGUCUUACAGUCUCUUCAAUGCACUACAACAUACCAUAUUCUUUCGGUACUGGUGCAAGCACUCGAGUCUCGAAUGAAUUAGGUGCUGGGAAUGCACAGGCAGCUAAACUGGCUGCUUGGGUUGCCACAUUCCUUGCAGUUCUGGAGGGGGCCGUUGCAAGCACAAUUCUCUUUAGCUGCAGGUCUGUACUGGGAUUUGCUUUCGGGAAUGUGAAAGAAGUGGUGGAUUAUGUCAAAGAAUUAACUCCUCUGCUAAGCCUUUCAAUUAUGGUGGACUGCUUUGCAGCAAUGUUUUGUGCGGUUGCUAGGGGAACCGGGUGGCAGCACCUGGGAGCAUAUGUGAACCUCGGGGCAUACUAUCUUUGUGGAAACCCGAUGGCCUACGUGUUGGCAUUCGUUCUACAUUGGAGAGGGAAGGGCCUUUGGAUAGGCUUAACUACUGCUUCUUUGCUGCAAGGUUUGAUGCUUAUGAUCAUAACGUUCUUCACAGAUUGGAAGAAGCAGACUAGAGAGGCAAGGGAGAGGAUAUUUGAGGGAAAACCUCAGCUAACUGUAGAAUGAUCAGAGCCUUUCUAAUAACUUUCUGAAAAGAGAAAUUAUGGAUCUCAUAUUGUAAGGAUUAUGAUUCAUCCAUUUAUGUUUGUAUCAAAUCAUAUUGUAGCACCACAACUGAGGACUCAAGUAUGGCGUUAGGAGCCUGACAGAGGUGAGCACUCAAUCACUUUGGUCCAAAACCCGACCAGAAUCAAAUAUAUCGAAAGUCGAAAUUUCAUUUU
Messenger RNA from Daucus carota subsp. sativus, 1774 nucleotides. RefSeq names its product protein DETOXIFICATION 14. Gene Ontology annotation, biological process: xenobiotic detoxification by transmembrane export across the plasma membrane. The coding region runs from base 123 to 1559 and encodes 478 amino acids. Gene Ontology annotation, cellular component: membrane. The transcript is spliced from 7 exons. Gene Ontology annotation, molecular function: xenobiotic transmembrane transporter activity; antiporter activity. NCBI's taxonomy places the organism in Eukaryota, Viridiplantae, Streptophyta, Magnoliopsida, Apiales, Apiaceae. The record is from RefSeq and is a predicted model, not a curated record.